UGGAGCCGGUAAAUUCGAUUCAUCAGAUGAACGGUUCAGUCUAAAGUCGCUGGCUAUCACAGCGUGUGUGUGAUGUAUGAGUGUAUGAGUGUGUGGGUGUGUGAGAGUAAGAGUGUAAGUGAGUGUGUUUGAGAGAGUGUGUAUAUCUGUGUUCGCUCGGAAAGCUCCAGUAAUGCUGUCCGCAGUAUGAGCCGCCAGCAGGCCGUGCAGGGCGUCGUUCUGACCGGCUACACGAGCAGCAGCGCCGCCUUCCCCCAGCCUCCAGCCCCCGCACCGCAGCACGGAGCUCCAGCGGCCAGCCGCAGAACAGGUCACUAUAAUGUCCAGCGAUCUCGGCCGGGAGAGAAGCCCCCAUAUCAGCGCUGCAGCUCGCAGGACUCUCUGGAUGAACUGGCUCUGGAUGAUUACUGGAAGGAGCUGGCGAUAAUCCAGCACACCGGAGACACAGAACCACAGGAGGAGGUCCAGCUCAAAGUAGCUGAUGAGGGCGAGCAAGAAGAAGCAUGGCUGACAGAGGCGGGGCUUGCUACACUGUUUGAUGAGUCAGCAGCGGACGGCGAGGACAGUAUGGUGCUGCUGUCCACUCUAACUCGCACGCAAGCCGCCGCCGUGGAGAAGCGCGUGGAGACGCUCAAACAGACACUGAGAAAACGCAACAAAAGCUACAGCGUCCCCGACGUCAGGGACAUCUUUAAGCCUCCCGCCUCCCAGGAUACAAAGGAUGAUGAGUCGGCAUCCAGUGGAGGAAGUGACAACACAAAAAAGGAAACUGUUUCAUCUGGUGAACACUCAGAGGCAGAGCCUUGUGGGGGCGGGGCUGAAACAGAGACGGACAUUAACCUGGAGGUUUCAUUCUCUGAGCAGGCGCUGCUAAGCUACAAGGAUGGGUCAAAGGUCACUCAGCCUGUUAAUGAGGCUGAUGACAAGCUACCUGACUUUAAGGUGGUGAGGGAUAAGACUGGGAUGACGAAGGUGGGCGAUCUUGCUGCAGCUGAUAUGAAGAAGGUGCGACGGCUGGUUCUGAUAGAAAUGACCGCUCUCUUCGACACGGCCGGCAUCGACCUCAAAACACACAAACCCCUCAAGAUAAAGGUCAAAGAAUCAGGACUGUUUGGUGUUCCCUUGUCCACUGUGCUGGAGCAGGACCAGAAAAGGGUCCCUGGGUCAAGGGUUCCCCUUAUAAUGCAGCGGCUGAUUUCCCACAUAGAAGAGGAAGGGCUGCACACAGAAGGACUUCUACGGGUCCCUGGAGCGUCGACUAGAGUGAAGGCUGUGUGUCAGGAACUGGAACAGAAAUUUUAUGAUGGUUUGUUUUCGUGGGAAACACUUAAGCAGCAUGACGCCGCCAGCCUGCUCAAACUCUUCAUCAGAGAGCUUCCUCAUCCUCUGCUCACUGUGGAGUACUUCAGCGCUUUCGUAUCUGUGCUUAAAUUUCCCACAAAAAAGCAACAGCUGCAGGCUCUCAAUCUUCUAGUGCUGCUCCUACCAGAGUCCAGCAGAGACACACUCAAGGCUCUGCUGGAGUUCCUCCAAAGGGUCAUCGACCACAAGGAGCAGAACAAGAUGACGCUGAAUAACGUUGCUGUAGUGAUGGCUCCUAACAUCUUCAUGUUUAAGGGCUUCCGGAGCAAGUUCAGCGAGCAGCAGGAGUUUGCCAUGGCAACAGGGAUGGCCAACAUCGUCAGGCUGCUUAUACGAUACCAGAACCUGCUCUGGACUAUUCCAAAGUUUGUGAUGAAUCAAGUGAGGAAGCAGAACACAGAGAACCAGAAGAAGAUGAACCGGGACCGCGCUGUUAAAAAACUGCUGAAGAAAAUGGCCUACGACCGUGAUAAAAACAGCGACAAAACAGAGAAGAAUACUGAAACUGAAGGUGGCUUCAUUAGGGUCCAGGCGCCGCAAUUUUCAAAGGUUUCCAUGGCAGUGCAGCUCACUGAGGAACUGCAGGCUUCAGAUAUCCUCGCACGCUUUCUCAGCCAGGACAGCUCCGUGUCAGUAAAGAGAGAAGAUUUGUGUCUGUAUGAAAUCGGUGGAAACAUCAAAGAACGCUGUCUGGAUGAAGAGACGUAUAUGAAAGCCCUGCUGGAGUUGAACCCCAGUGCAGAGUGGGUCAUCAAGUCUGUCCAGCGCUAACUGUCACUGCAAAACCUGCCAAUCAAGCACACUCUCAACCAAUCACACUACAGCUCCCAAAGGAAAGGACCGGCACCAGCUUAAAGGGAAAGUUCCACUUCAUUUUUAAUACCUGAAGGCCUGCGUGGAAUCAAGCUGCCUUUUUCUUAAAUGACAUUUUUACUGCUUGUUUUAAAUAUCUUUUUUAAAGGAGUUCCUUCAAGCUGCUGUGUUCUAGGUGUCUAAAAAUGUGACACCUGUGCUAGAAGGUGAUUUGUAGGAAUAUUUGUUCAAGACAGCAUUAAUUUGCAGCAGUGCAGAAGCUACUGGGAGAUAAAAUCAGAUGUGUAGAGCUGUACAGCAAAUGAACAUCACUGUUCAUUUUUGCUUUUUGCUUUUUUACAUGAUUGUGAGAAGUCAGAUGGAGACUUAACAUUUUCCUGUGCAGAUGGAUAGAUCUGUGUGCACCUAAAGCAAACAUUUCAUAUCAUUAACCAGUCAAAUGUUUGUACACAUUUGAAAUAUUUUUUUUAUAAUUAUAAUAAUUUUUUCACAGAUACUUUUAUCACAUGUUCAUUCUGAAAAAAGGAAACACUUCUGUUGAUAGUCACUGCAGAAACAGACAUAAUAGAACAAACCUAAACUGGCAAUAAAAGUAGCUGACCUAAAAAUAAACUUUCUUGAUUACUGUAUGUACAGUAUGGCACCAAUAGGUUGGCCAUCCAACACUAUAAAUUUGUUUUUGUAUUUCGCAAAUAUAUUUAACAUUUUGGAAAUUGUCUUACAUUUCUGCUUUUAGAAAUGACUGCAUGACUGUUAAUUUGUACUAUUGAACAAGUCUAUAUUACCAUAAACAUUUUACAAAACAUUUUAUAAAACAUUUACAUUAUAUGAAAAUAUUAGGCUCUGUUUCAGUCAUGGUUUUUAAUGGUUGAUUCUGUGAUAUUGCUAAAAGAACCACUUGUCACAGAUUUUUAUUUUAAAGUCAGAUGGAGUCAAAAACUCACACUCCUGAAAAAAAAUGUGUUGCGAAGGGUCCUUUAAACAUUGCUAUUUAAAAAACUAUUUCAUUUAGAUUUGUCAGAAAAGAAUAUGUUCUUCCCACAUGUAUACCAAUAUAGUACUUGAAGAACCAUGCAUUGAAAUAAAAUUUUUUGGUUCCCCAAAAGCAUGUUGCUUUUUGGUGCCUUGAUUGAUUGUAAAGAGUAAAAAAAAAUCUUUCAAGCCGUCCACUGCCAUCAGCAGCUUUAAUUGCAACAAUGCAGAACAACGUCUUUGUAGUAUAAGUUUUAGUUAAGAGCAUUUGGAACUUUCCAGGGAUUUUCUGAUAUGUUUCUAGGUCUAGUGUCUUUUAAAACAUGGUGGGUGAACAUGAUGUAGUCUGUACUGAAGUCCUGCUGAGUAGUCACCCCUAGUGAAGAUGCCAGUGUAGGUUUGUGAACUACCUUUUUUAAUUCUCUAAAAUGUUGCCCUUGCAAGUUUGACACUGGCCUGUAGUUAAUGAAAGUCCCUGUGUGGAUUUUGAAUUGGCUUCUAAAGCUUAAGUAUUGGUUUCUGCAGUUCUCUACAGGUUAAUAACUAGUAUGUAGCUAAUUGAAGUUUACAAAGUAGCUAAAGCUAACAACCUACCCUGUUUAAUUCACUAACCGGCUUGACUAGCUUUAAAAGCAGUUCCCUAACCAGCAUCUGUGGUUUGUUAAAGACUAGGCCAGUAGCUAAUAAAAAUGCCUUUUUCUUCAGCUUAUAACAUCUUCUUUGAUUUAUAUCUUGCAUUAUAUAGAAUACAUACUGGCAUUUGACUAAUAAACAGGCUUUGACUUGGCUUCUGCAAUUCCUCAAUCAGCUUAGACUUCUGUAACUUAAUAAAUUAGCCUAAAGCUAAAAAAAAAAGGCCAGUGCCGUCUUCAGACCUCUGCAGCUUAUAAAAUGUAGCCUUCUUAGCCUCUACACAGUUUUUGGGUGGUGGACUGUAACCUAAAGAGCCCAGAAAUAUCCAAAAUAAAUAGAGCACACACAUAUUCAGCCCAGCACACACAGAGUUGGGCAGCGGUACUUCGAGGCAAUGUGUCAUUGAGACAUUGGCAUACAACAUACAUCUUGUAUAUCAUACGUCUUAAUAAAAUGAGUUUUGUAGAUUGUUGCAGUUAUUAUUGCUAAUGAUGUAGCCAGCAUUUUAAAUAAAUAGUUCAAUUCAGGUGAUUUUUUUUAUGAUGACUGACUGUUUUACUGUUUUAUACUGUGAAUAUGACAAACGAAAGUGACUGUACUGUGUUCUAACACGUCAUAAAUAACCACUAAACUGUAAAUUGUUAUUUGUAAAUAAAAACAUAAUUACACA
This is a messenger RNA of Astyanax mexicanus (Mexican tetra), 4450 nucleotides long. It is a transcript of the gene arhgap18, whose product is annotated as Rho GTPase activating protein 18. Gene Ontology annotation, molecular function: GTPase activator activity. The transcript is spliced from 15 exons. The record is from RefSeq and is a predicted model, not a curated record. Gene Ontology annotation, biological process: signal transduction; regulation of small GTPase mediated signal transduction; regulation of actin filament polymerization. Bases 187 to 2133 code for a protein of 648 amino acids. NCBI's taxonomy places the organism in Eukaryota, Metazoa, Chordata, Actinopteri, Characiformes, Acestrorhamphidae. Gene Ontology annotation, cellular component: cytoplasm.